AUUUCUUGAGUACAGUAUCUAGGAAAGGCGUAAAGGUUUCCACAACUAGCUUCCAAAUACCCUUUAAUAUUUCAAAUACCCUUAAAUUUGUACGAUUAGUCUAAACAGAGUGUACAAAUGGGAUUCACAAGGUGACGACGUUUCUAGCAGCAGCUGCAGCAACCACCUUUCCUGCUUUUCCAGAGGGUAGGUAUUAGCACGCUGUGCAGACCGCAGCCAGCUUGCUGUGGCUGCCUGCAGCUUCAAAGGUAGUACGUUCCAGCACUGGAAGAUCUUUUUUUUCCCCCCCUUUCAUCGCUAUUGCGGUCUCGACAUGAAAGAAAAAGGGCUGACACCACUCAAUCCCGUGUGACACCUGACACCUAUGCAAAGAUGGAAAAAAGUUAUUUCAUGAUGUGUGAGCGAAAGUGACACCGCCUGAGUUUUACAGCGCUGUGAAUCACAGUCUUCUCUUUUCUACCCUAUUUUGGUUCCAGGCAUCCAUAUAAAGUUAAGUCAAUAAUACAGUAUUCAGUAAUAGAGGAAUAAAACAACAAGAAUAUGCACAGCAAUGUGGUGGACACAUGCCAGCUCUUACUUUCGUCUAUUAACGUUCCUUCAUUUUUAGGCUGUUCAGAUGAAAGUAAAGAAGCCAAAUGUGUACAGUAUUCGAUAUAACACUGCUGUGUUUGAUGUGACGAUGCCAGCACCAGGAUGAAGUUCAGCUGAGCGCACACUCACAAAUAGCAACCAGUGUGCCUCGAGAGCAAUGAGAUCAGCUGUUUCUAAUGUCAUUAAAACUCCAAUUUCGUAAUUUCUAAUUUAAUUUUAGACACAACCCCUCCCCUCACUAAACACCCCCACCACCCUGACUCCCGAGAGCGCAGCAGGUCCUGCGAACUCCGGGAAAGGCGCCUCCUUGGCGGAGACACCUCCCGUCCCCGCCCCGGCACCGAGCAGCAGCAGCGGCACGGCCGGUUCCCUUCCCUUCCCGGGCGGGCCGGGGCCGGCGGGGCCCGGCUGCCGCAGCUGACAUGGCGGCCGCAGGCCCCUCCCGCGCUGCCGGCCCGGCAGCGGCCGCGCCUCCUCGGCCGGCCCGCAGCAGGGCGGCGGCGGCGGCGGCUUCCGGCGGAGCCCUCCUGCCUUUAACAAAGAUGGUGCUCCCCGCGCAAGCUCCGCGGGCGCCGGCGCGUCCUGGGUAGCUUCCCGCUCCCCUCGUGUUGCCAGAUGGAAGCCAGAGACAAGCAGCUUUUACGCUCCCUGCGCCUGGAGCUCUGCACAGAGGUGCUGGUGGAUGGACUCGUUAUUCAGUAUCUCUACCAAGAAGGGAUUCUCACAGACAGUCAUGUUCAAGAAAUAAAAGCCCAAACCACUAGUCAGAGGAAAACCAUGAUGCUUCUUGAUAUUCUCCCCACCAGAGGACCCAAAGCUUUUGAUGUGUUCUUGGAUUCCUUACAGGAGUUCCCGUGGGUUAAGGACAAGCUGAUGCAAAAGCGUAAGGAAAUGACAAUACAAGAUCCUUCAGACUUAACUGAGGUUGCACCAUGCGUUUUGAAGAUGUCACCAACAGAUCAGCAGUUGAACAAGCUGGCAAGGAGGCUGGGGCCUGAAUGGGAGCAUGUAGCUCUGUGCUUGGGUUUGUCCCAUACUGACAUCUAUCGAUGUAAAGUCAAUCACCCUCACAACCUGCAGUCACAGAUCGUAGCUGCAUUUGUCCUGUGGAAACAGCGUUUGGGGAAAAAAGCAACAAUCCAAAGUCUGCACUCCAGUCUGAUGGCAGAGGAAGUGGAUCCUUCGGUGAUACAAUACAUGCUUGAGUGAAGCCAUGCUAUUUAUUCAGAGCAUCCACGUAUUUCAUUCAAUUACGUGAAGAGGAUGGAAAUGUAUGUUGAAGAUCGGAUGCUUCAAGCUGUAAAAAUAGUGGGGUUGGGAACUGUGAUUUUAUUAAGCUUAAACAUUCCAGUUUUCUGUGGCAUCUUAUGAAUUGUAAUUCUUUUCAUGCCAGAUUAAUUUUUAGCAGGCAUUAAAAAAUAGAUCACUCUU
Molecule: messenger RNA, 2022 nt
Organism: Passer montanus (Eurasian tree sparrow)
Lineage: Eukaryota; Metazoa; Chordata; Aves; Passeriformes; Passeridae
Gene: CRADD
Product: CASP2 and RIPK1 domain containing adaptor with death domain
Exons: 3
Coding region: 1207-1800 (197 amino acids)
Biological process (GO): signal transduction; regulation of apoptotic process
Molecular function (GO): protease binding; death domain binding
Source: RefSeq, a predicted model, not a curated record